Messenger RNA from Centruroides sculpturatus (bark scorpion), 4250 nucleotides. Its product is annotated as FH1/FH2 domain-containing protein 3-like. Gene Ontology annotation, cellular component: cytoskeleton; cytoplasm. Gene Ontology annotation, molecular function: actin filament binding. The transcript is spliced from 17 exons. Bases 21 to 3671 code for a protein of 1216 amino acids. The record is from RefSeq and is a predicted model, not a curated record. Gene Ontology annotation, biological process: actin filament network formation; cortical actin cytoskeleton organization. NCBI's taxonomy places the organism in Eukaryota, Metazoa, Arthropoda, Arachnida, Scorpiones, Buthidae.
UGAAACCUUGGUCCAAUAUCAUGAAUUUGUUGAACGAAAAGGAUUCGUCUGAUAUCGAGCUUCUGAUAUAUGCAAUGACGCUUAUUAACAAGACUCUGAAUGCCAUUCCCGAUCAAGAUACCUAUUACGACGUGGUGGAUGCUCUGGAAGAGCAGGGAAUGAAAUGGAUCAUCGAACACUAUUUGAAUAAGAAAGGAAUCGAUCCCGAUCUUAUGCAGCAAUUAAAAAUUUAUGAGGCGGUGUUAAAGCACGAAGACGGCGACGACGACGGAAAACCGUUGCCUUACGACGUUACUCUCAGACAAAUGCCGAGAAAUCGGAAGAUUUGUUUAGACGAUAACGACAGGAGAAAGAGCAAAAGGCAUUCAUUGGGGAAGUCGAUAUCAUCAUCGAAAAUAAAACCUCCGGAUAUACAAACAACUAAUCAACAAGACAAAGUGCCUUGGAGGAGAACAAGACAAAUAUCUAACGACGAUUCGAGCAAAUCGGAAGGACAGAUGCAAAACGGAAGCGCCGCCAUUCCAGCAACGGAAGUUACGGAAAUUACGCCGGCUCUACGCAGGAGAAGAGAAAGAGAAGCUCAGAAUAAAGCUUUGGGUAUAAAUCAAGAGAUCGCUCCCUCUCCUCCAGUGUAUCAAAGAACAAACAGCAUCCCAUCAGACAGAGAACAAGAGAAAGCGCCAUUGCAGGAAAAGCACGGUCCAUCUUUAGUGGAAAAACAUCGCUAUCGUUUCGAGAGUAAAAUUGAAGACGAGAAUAGGAAAAACCAGCAAUUGACAAGACAGAAAUCGUUGGAGAACAAGAAGCCCGAACUGAAGAAACAGAAUAGUAUUACGGAAAUUGGCGACAAAAAACCUUCUCUGGUCAGACAGAACAGCGUUUCGGAAACAAAAGAAAAUUACAUGAAAAAACUAGCGAAACAGGGAAGCCAAAGCGAAAUCGCCAACAAACAGAGCGGCCAAACGGAAGCGGGAGGGAAAAAAUUCGUUCGACAAGACAGUUGGCCCGAUGCGAACAAAGUACCUCUUAGUAAACAGGGCAGUAAGGCCGACAUCAAGUCUCCCUUCGUCAGACAAGACAGCCAACAGGAGAAGAGCGAAAAGUUUCCGCCUCCUCCUCCUCCUCUUGCCAAACAGGGCAGUUGGGUGAGCGCCCAGGCAAACAAACUAAGUUCGCCCUUAAUAAAAAACGAUAGCGGUGCCAAACUCGAUCAGACCUUGCACCCCCUUAACAAGAAGGGAAGCCAGACGGAAAUUAAUAAAGGCCCUACGCCUUACACUCGCAAGGAUUCGAACAAGAAGUCGUGGAUGCUCUCCAUGAUGUACAGUAAGAGCCAAGAAGACGAAAACAAGAAGAAUUUAUCUCAGUCGCCAUCCGGAGAAUUCGCUAAUCAAAGAGAAGAAAAGUUUCCCCUGAAGAAAGACAGCAGCAUACAAGACAUUCAGGGAAAGGUGAUAGGAAAACAGAUACCGGGACCAAAGUCACCGGGGAUACGAUCGGGUGACACCAGCGGUAUUAUCGGAAGAGCGAAAGAGGGCCUGAUAUCCGGCGGAACCCGCCAGGAACAGAAAGCGCCCAUUGCGCCUCAGAAAAGUUCUUCGUUCAUCCUCGAUUUGAAGAAGAGUGACGAUUUUCAAUGGGAGCAACUCAUGAAGACCAUCGCCCGCCCUUUAAUAAUUAACGAUUUAGAUUUCACCGAUCUCGACGACAAGGACGACGUCGACAUAUUCAAACCUCAAGGUUUCGUUCUCGCGCCCGUAGCUCCACCGCAACAGGCGCCGAUGUUUAACUGCGGACCACCACCACCGCCCCCACCACCGGGUUUGGGAGGCCCGCCUCCUCCUCCUCCCCCACCGGGCAUGGCUGGUCCUCCUCCUCCUCCACUUCCCGGUAUGGGAAUUCCUCCUCCUCCUCCUCCGUUACCAAAUUUGGGAGGGGCCCCACCGCCUCCUCCGCCGCCGGCUCCGGCGUUCGGAUUGAAAUCUACGGCACCUUUAUUAAUGAACACUCAGAAAAGUACGGUUACUCCGCAAGCUCCACCCUGGGUCAGAAGAUCCGCACCGCAACCGGAGAAACAUCAAGAACAGGAGAAAUCUAAUCCGAAGAACAAGAAAACCGUCAAGUUAUUCUGGAGGGAAUUUAGAGAAGAACCCAUGCUUCUGAACAGGGCGGGUAUCAAGAGAACAAUAUGGGAUGAGAUAAAAGUCAUCAACGUGGAUACUCAGAAGCUAGAAUAUCUCUUCGAAAGCAGAGCCAAAGAUAUUAUGAAUAAGGAGAAAACUCAAGAGAGCGGAAAAAAGAACGAAAUUGUAGUAUUGGAUACGAAACGUUCGAAUGCCAUCAACAUCGGUCUGACCAAGCUUCCGCCUCCGAGGACCAUUAAAACGGCCAUUCUCAAAAUGGACAGCAUCAUCAUGAACAGGGAAGGAAUCGAAAAAAUUCUGACGACCAUGAUGCCGACAGAAGAGGAGAAAACGAAAAUAACAGAAGCUCAAAUGGCCAAUCCGGACGUACCUCUGGGUUCCGCCGAGCAAUGUCUGCUCAUUCUAUCUUCUAUUAACGAAUUAGAAGCCAGGUUGAAGUUGUGGGCUUUCCGCCUGGACUACGACACUAUGGAAAAGGAAGUUGUGGAACCUUUGAUGGAUCUGAAACAAGGAGUUGAAGAAAUAGAGAAGAGCCAAACAUUCCGGUCAAUUUUGGCAACACUUCUCUCCAUUGGCAACUUUUUAAAUGGAGUGGAGGCCAGGGGCUUCAACAUAGAAUAUUUAGCAAAGGUUCCCGAAGUGAAAGACACUGUCCAGAAGCAUUCUCUUCUUCAUCAUCUGUGCCAGUUCGUCAUGGAGAAGUUCCCUAAUUCGACGGACUUGUAUUCGGAAUUGGGUUCUGUGGCCAGAGCAUCGAAGGUGGAUUUCGACGAGGUGAACAGGAAUUUAACUAAAAUGGAGAACGAGUGCAAGGCAUCUUGGGACUAUCUGAAAGUAAUCGCCAAGCACGACGGCUCCACCUCCAUGAGAGUCAAGAUGGCGGAAUUUUUAGCCGAGUGCGCGGAAAGGAUCAUCAUCUUAGGAAUUAUCCAGAGGAGAGUACUUAAUAGGUUCUAUAAGUUGCUGGUGUAUUUCGGUUUCGUCGCUCACACCAUAAAAGACGUCAAAGUCAAUCACAUCUGCAAAAUUAUAUGCGAAUUCGCUCUGGAAUACAGGACGACCAGAGAAAGGGUGAUCCAGCAGAUGGAGAAAAAAGCAAGUCACCGCGAACGUAACAAGACCAGAGGAAAAAUGAUUACCGAAACGCCAAAAUUCCGAACCAAAGAGCAGCAGGCUGACCGGGAACUCAGGCAGAUCCUGAAGAACGGAAACGUGGAAAACGAAGAAUCCAGGUCACACAAGUGGGAUAAAAUGUUACCCGGAAGUAAAGGGCGACCGAAACUCGUUCCUGGUGUGGGACAUAAACCCGGAAGACACGGACCCGUCCUCAGAGACGAAAAUCUGACUGAUGCAGAUGACGAAAUACUUGAGAGUCUGGUGAAGACUGCCACCACGCAACCCACCCGAACGGAACCCAGAGUCAGGAAGAAGGCUCGUUACGGCGAUAGAAAGUCACUUCGUCGAACCCUGAAGAGCGGACUGGAUUUGCCCGAAGAGAAUAAAUAUUCGACCAGACCUUACACCUGAAUCUGUACCCCCUCUGGAUUCUGACGUAGGGGUUCUGCCUCCAGAGCAGCGGAACCUCGGGGGGAGUGAAUUUUCCCGGGUUGGAGUCGGCUCGACCGUCGAUACAUACACACACAAACAAACAAACACACACACACACGCACUGAUCUAAAGUGUAGCGCAAUUGUUCUUAUUGUUAGUUCUAUGGCUAUUAAUUAUUAUUAUUUUUUGUUUUUAUAAAUUUAAAAUAUUUUAGAGCCGGAAGUUCUCUACAUAGAUUUUUUUAAUUUAUUUAUAACCGGGCGACCAGAGUUCUAUUGUAUUUAAGUUUUUAUUAAAGCGUCGCGUCGCCCCCCGUGUGUAUAUAUACGUGCGUCCGAUCGUACUUUCUGCCUCGUUUACGUCACGUGCGUGUUUAUCACCCGGAUUUUGCCAUUGUCGAAUUUCCCGCCGUCGCGCGCGACCUGACGACCAAAUGUACUUUUUGGACGUGUAAAUAAAAAGAAAUUCUAAAUAAUUGUUCUCCAUCAGAAAUAAUGGAAAGUGAAUAAAUCUGUUUCCAGACUCCAAAACACUACACAUUUCGAUAAACAGUAUACA